CAACUAUCGCCACAGUGACACCAGGAGCAUGGCUCGAAUCACCGCUCUUGUACAGUCCUCCGAAGCCCAAUCUUCACGAAACCCUUCAACACCGACAGAAGACACCGCACCCCUCUCCACAGAGAGUUCGCCUGAUCGCUCCCCCGAUUCGGAUAAGGAAAACCGGACCAACUCCAGAAGAAGCCCUGAUAGACGAAAGGGCGGAGCGGGGGCCAUGUCGGUGAGACCGGGCGCAGAGACAGGCAGCAGCAAGAAACGAAGAAGAGGUGAAGAUGACGGCAACAUCCAAACUCAAGCAGCUCAUCGCAGAGAACUGAACAAGCUUGAUCGGCGGCAUUACGACCCCGACCAGAAACCGGAAGAACGACGACAAAUCCGCAAAGAUCUUCGUAGCCUUUACGAUGACCUCAACGAAUCUAAAUCAGACUAUGUACGACCGGAGAAUAAUGGUCUUCAGGAGAUGCUGCGACGGCAGGACGAGAUCUUCAAAGCUGUCAGACAACCGGCAGAAGCAACAAUUGAUUCAAGAUUACUGGUGGAUCUAGCCGAUACGGCAGCGAAGAAGACAAACAAUCUCACAGUUGGCAGUGCCUCUACUGGUGUGGACGUCGAUGACUUUAUCACCAAGUGUAUCGGCUUUAUGAAACGAGGUGAUGAAUUGGACGAGGCAACAGCACGAAAUGCACCAUCAAGUACAGCAACUCAGCGCCAGCGGAGACGGAACCGGGCCGAGGAUGACGACGACGAUGACGAGCCUAUGAAUUGGGCAUAUCUCGGGCAAAGUGCCUGUUUUUUGUACAAUUCUCGGCCUUGUUUGACAGGGUUUCUACUUGGGCCUUUGUCUGUUCAGAAAAAACAUCGUCAGCCCACACAGCGGAAAGCUAGAGAGGCGCGGACCGAUGGCACGCAAGCAGCACGGCCGAUAGAACUCACGCAUGAGGACUUGGAGCAGCAAGAAUCUGCCAGUCUGACAGUUGUGUGUACUGAGAUUGCUCGACUACUGGCAAAAGCUCAGGAAAAUGGGUCAAACAAUGCUGAUCGCGACUUUGAGUUGCUUGGUGACGAAGCAACACAAGAGAAGGCAGACGAGAUCCUCAGACGGAACAACAUAGCUGAUAACGGAUGUGUGCCGUUGUUCAAGUUCUGCGUCAACCCUCAAUCGUUUGGUCAGACUGUUGAGAAUAUGUUUUAUGUGUCUUUCUUGAUCAAGGAAGGUAAGCUUGGGUUGGAUUUCGAUAGUCAUGGUCUCCCCACUUUGGGAAUUGCAGCUUCACGAACGGUGUCAGAAAGACAAGAAACGCAGCGAAAUCAAGCGGUCUUCACUCUUGAUUUCGACAUAUGGGAAGACAUCGUUAAGAGCUAUGGAAUCCAGGAUUGCAUCAUCCCUUAUCGUAAAGAGGAGAACUAUGAUGACGGUAUCGUUGAUUAUGGCCGGAUGGAAGAUGACGCCGACAGAGAGAUUGAGGAGGACUCUGAUGCUUAUUCAUGACCUGUCGAGAAAGCUG
This is a messenger RNA of Exophiala mesophila, 1505 nucleotides long. RefSeq lists its product as uncharacterized. Lineage: Eukaryota; Fungi; Ascomycota; Eurotiomycetes; Chaetothyriales; Herpotrichiellaceae. Gene Ontology annotation, biological process: DNA repair. The transcript has a single exon. Gene Ontology annotation, cellular component: nucleus; Smc5-Smc6 complex. Bases 29 to 1489 code for a protein of 486 amino acids. The record is from RefSeq and is a predicted model, not a curated record.